Molecule: messenger RNA, 1653 nt
Organism: Arachis stenosperma
Lineage: Eukaryota; Viridiplantae; Streptophyta; Magnoliopsida; Fabales; Fabaceae
Exons: 4
Coding region: 1-1653 (550 amino acids)
Biological process (GO): DNA integration
Molecular function (GO): nucleic acid binding
Source: RefSeq, a predicted model, not a curated record
AUGGUGACAGGAGGAAUAGUUCUUAGCCAUAAGAUUUCUAACCAAGGAAUCGAAGUGGACAGGGCUAAAGUGGAACUUAUUGAAAAGCUUCCUCCACCCAGUGAUGUCAAGGCAAUUAGAAGCUUUUUAGGGCAUGCUGGCUUUUACAGAAGAUUUAUUAAAGAUUUUUCAAAAAUAGCUAAGCCCUUGAGUAAUCUCCUUGUAUCGGAUACACCAUUUAUCUUCGAUGAAACAUGCAUGUUGGCAUUCGAGCAUUUGAAAGAAAGAUUGUCCUCUGCCCCUAUCAUCUCCCCACCUGAUUGGAACUUACCCUUUGAAUUGAUGUGUGAUGCAUCUGACUUUGCAGUAGGGGCAGUGUUAGGGCAGAGGAAAAAUAACUUAGUCCAUGUAAUAUACUAUGCUAGCAAGGUCCUCAAUGAUGCUCAAAGAAAUUAUACCACUACUGAAAAGGAAUUGCUAGCCAUAGUUUUUGCAUUUGACAAGUUUAGAUCAUACCUCAUUGGUGCUAAAGAGUUUGAUAUUGAAAUCAAAGACAAGAAGGGAGUGGAGAACAAGGUGGCAGAUCACUUAUCCAGGAUUCCUCAUAAGGAAGGGGAAACAUAUGAAAUGAGUGUGAACAAGCUCUUCCCUGAUGAGCAGUUAAUGACAGUGCACAAGGCCCCAUGGUUUGCAGACAUUGCCAACCUCAAGGCAACUGGGGCUCUACCUCCAGGGAUCAAUAAACAUCAAAAGAGGAAGCUCAUGAAUGAUGCAAAAUACUUUGUCUGGGACGAGUCUUAUCUCUUCAAGAAGUGUUCAGAUGGAAUCCUUAGAAGAUGUGUCUCAGAAGAGGAAGGACGAGAAGUACUGUGGAAUUGCCACGGCUCAUGCUACGGAGGCUACUUUGGAGGGGACAGGACUGCAGCAAAGGUGUUACAAAGUGGAUUCUUUUGGCCCACUCUUUUCAAGGAUGCCAAAGAACUGGGAAUAGAUUUCAUAGGACCGUUCCCAACCUCAUAUGCAAACAAGUACAUCUUGGUAGCAGUGAAUUAUGUGUCCAAAUGGGUAGAGGCCAUUGCAACCCCAACAAAUGACAAUAAAGUGGUCAUGAACUUCCUCAGGAAGAAUAUCUUCAGCCGGUUCGGAGUCCCAAGAGCCCUCAUCAGUGAUGGAGGGAGCCAUUUUUGUAACAAACCACUAGAGACUCUUCUCCUACGAUAUGGGGUGAAAUACAAGGUAGCCACACCUUACCAUCCCCAAACAAGUGGACAAACGGAGAUAUCCAACAGAGAGCUAAAGAGGGUUCUGGAAAAGACUGUAGAGUUGGAACACAAAGCUCUUUGGGCCAUUAAGAUACUAAACUUUGACAGCAUUGCUACUGGUGCAAAGAGGAUCUUGCAACUGCAAGAGAUGGAGGAAUUCAGGUCACAAGCCUAUGAAAAUACUAAGAUAUAUAAAGAGAAGGCAAAGAGGAGACAUGACCUGCAUCUUGCACCCAGGGAUUUCGAAAAGGGGCAGCAAGUACUCCUCUACAAUUCCAAAUUGAGACUGUUCCCAGGAAAACUCAAAUCGAUGUGGUCAGGGCCUUUCAUUGUCACAAAAGUCUCACCAUAUGGACACAUUGAAAUCAUGGAUGAAAGGUCAGAGAGGACUUUUACAGUGAACGGACAAUGA